Messenger RNA from Pochonia chlamydosporia 170, 360 nucleotides. RefSeq lists its product as hypothetical. The coding region runs from base 1 to 360 and encodes 119 amino acids. The transcript has a single exon. The record is from RefSeq and is a predicted model, not a curated record. Lineage: Eukaryota; Fungi; Ascomycota; Sordariomycetes; Hypocreales; Clavicipitaceae.
AUGAAGUCCCAGUAUCAAGUCAAUCCGCAAGACUCCGGUCAAAUCGGCGCCUUUGCCGCAGCUGUGAUAUCUCAAGGCACGCGACAGAAAGAACUGGCAAGUUGUACACCAAAUCUAAUAAAACAUACAAAUUACAGAAGUUCUCGGAUGCAAUAUCCACGCCAAGAGUUGUACACAUUUCCCAGUAAAUCCUCUUCUUCAUUCUUCACUCUCGUAAAUCUCGGCAGCCAACGUGGGGGUCCGAAGCUCAAUCUCAAUCAACUUCAUUCAACCCCUCCUGCGAUCUCGGUCCUCUCAAUCUCAACUCCAACCACACAACAUCACCAACAUCACCAACAUCAACCCAUCAUCUACACAUAA